Messenger RNA from Solanum stenotomum, 2406 nucleotides. Its product is annotated as rho GTPase-activating protein 5-like. The coding region runs from base 593 to 2185 and encodes 530 amino acids. Gene Ontology annotation, molecular function: GTPase activator activity. Lineage: Eukaryota; Viridiplantae; Streptophyta; Magnoliopsida; Solanales; Solanaceae. Gene Ontology annotation, biological process: signal transduction. The transcript is spliced from 5 exons. The record is from RefSeq and is a predicted model, not a curated record.
UCUAUUCCCCUUUUGCUUCCCUAUAACACUAAAAAACUAGAUUUUUUUUUGAAGUUUUUGAUUCCAAAACAAGAGCUCUAUUAUAAACUAAUCCCCUUCUUUCUAUAGUAUAGUUUCUCUCUCUUUUUUCUCUUCAAACUCUACUAAAUUCUCCCUACUCCCCUAUAGAGUUUUUCAUCUAAAGAAUUGAAGUGCUUCCAUAAAAUAGGGAGAAGAAAAUGAGAAUGUAUUGAAAGUGAUGAUGAUAUUAAUGUCUCACCUUCCAAAAACCAAUCUUUGCUUCAAUCCAACUCUACUCAAACCCCAUUUCUACUAAUCUACCAAACUAUCAUAAAGAGGGGUUUACUCAAAUUUUCUUUAAAAGUGUCCACCAAACUUUUCUUGCUUCUUGUUCUACAAUUAAAACCCACCAAGAAAAAUCCAAUCUUUACAUAAAAAUCCAAUCUUUAAAUAAAAAAAAGGAUAUUUUUUUUGUGGGUUUCUUGAAAAUGAUUGAAAUUAUAAGAUAGGAGCUUUUCUUGAUUUGUUGUACCAUUAAAAAUUUAAAACCCACAAAAAAAAUCCAAUCUUUUUUAUUGUGGGUUUGUUGAAAAUGACUGAAAUUAUACAACCCCAACAUGAGUUACCUUCAUCUUCAAGCUCCAUUAGUAUACUACCAUGUUUAGUAGCUAGAGAUAAUGAUGGGUCUCACCAAGAAAGUCUAAUUAGUGGACCCAAUUUGUAUUCUGUUGUAGAUGUAUACAGAGGGGGAAAUAAUACUGAGGUACAAGUAAGAGGAGUUAGUAUUUCUGGUAGAAAAAGAGAGAGAAAAAGGAGAGAAAGAGAAGAAGGGGGAGAUCAGCUGUCUUUGUUAACACUUUGUUUAACUGGUUUUAGGAAAUCUUUGGUUGCUUGUAAGAGCAAUUUUGAUAUUAUUAGUGGUGUUGGUGUUGAAGAGCUGCUUUCUUCUUCUUGUUCUGGUUUUAGUUCUAGUUCUAGUUCUGCUAAUUCAUCAAUGGAGAUUAGUUGGCCUAGUAAUGUCAGACAUGUUGCUCAUGUCACUUUUGAUAGGUUUAAUGGAUUUCUUGGACUUCCUGUUGAGUUUGAACCUGAAGUACCUAGAAGACCUCCCAGUGCCAGUACAAGAGUCUUUGGAGUUUCGACAGAUUGCAUGCAGCUUUCAUUUGACUCUCGAGGAAAUAGCGUCCCCACAAUCCUUCUGAUGAUGCAAGGGCGCUUAUACGUUCAAGGUGGCUUGCAGGCUGAAGGGAUCUUCAGGAUCAAUGCCGAAAAUGGCCAAGAAGAAUUUGUCAGGGAGCAGCUAAAUAGGGGAAUUAUUCCAGAUAACAUUGACGUCCAUUGCCUAGCAGGUCUUAUAAAGGCUUGGUUCAGAGAGUUACCAACGGGAGUUUUGGAUUCUCUCUCGCCAGAGGAAAUUAUGCGUUCUCAAUCGGAAGAAGAGUGUGUGCGGCUCGUGAGACUUCUUCCUCCAACUGAAGCUGCUCUAUUAGAUUGGGCUAUUAACUUGAUGGCUGAUGUUGCUCAACUGGAAAGUUUUAACAAGAUGAAUGCACGUAAUAUUGCUAUGGUGUUUGCUCCAAAUAUGACACAGAUGGCAGAUCCGUUGACUGCUUUGAUGUAUGCAGUUCAAGUUAUGAACUUCCUCAAAACUCUAAUUCUCCGGACUUUGAAAGACCGAGAAGAAACUGUUGUAGAAGCUGGUCCUGCACCAGAAUUGGAACCAUUCGAUGAAAAUGGACAUCAUAGUGCUUCACAGCCAAUAGUUCAGAAGUCUAACGAGAUCGAGGAGGAUAUCCUUAUAUCCCAAGGACGACCCUCAAGUGGCGCUGCUAAUUCUACCCUCAGAGAGAUAAUAGUUGAGAAUAAAUCCCAUGGAUUACCGUGUACCAUAGAGAACGUUCUUCAGGAAGAUGCGUUCGUUGAUUGUCUCAGUGAAAUCUCAAACCUGCCAGACAGCACAAAGGAUGAGCUUGGAUCUGGUAACAUCAAUUCAACAAGUGGAAGAAGUCAGCCAAAAAUACGAAGGACUAAAAGCGUGCAUUCGAGUAGUUCUAGUCUGAAAGGAUCAAAGAAAAUGAUUGAAUGGCCAAUAGGUCAUGUAGCUGGAAAUUUAGAGAAAGGCAAGGGGGUCAGAAUCAUCGAUAGGUUGAAUUCGACAACAGAAAGGGUGGAAGCAUGGCGAUGAACACGCCUCGCCUCAAUGGGCCAUUGUUGCUGCCUCAUCAAGAAGUUAAAUGGUUGUGAUUUAUGUUUGAAAAAAAGACAAAUGUAUUAUCCAGUUAUGUUUGUGCUUGGAUAUUGGUUACUUUCUUAGUAGUUCAAACAGGAAUUCUGUCACCUUUCCCUCUAGGCAUGUUUGGCUGGGGAAACUAGCAGGAUGAAUGUAAUUUAUGUGUUCUUUUUUUU